Monascus purpureus is the source of this 648-nucleotide messenger RNA. Lineage: Eukaryota; Fungi; Ascomycota; Eurotiomycetes; Eurotiales; Aspergillaceae. The record is from the annotation of a GenBank genome assembly.
AUGGCAACCGCAUCACAAUGCCGCCUCGAACCUGUCGAUCUGUCCGAUGCAGGCCAAUUCGCCGAGAUCCAAAGACAACGCCUCAUAUGUGGCUGGAACUAUGACCCGCAAACCCUCCAGAAAUGGAAGGCCAAACAACAAGAGGGCCUCAAGAACCUCUUCUGGAUCACCAUCCCCAACUCUUCCAGCAAUGAGGAGAACAGCAUCAUCCGCACCGGCCACAUCUCCCUCGACGCAUACACUGAUCCGCCGGAGCCCGAUCUAGCCCGCGCAGACAAGUCCGUGCUCACCGUCAGUUCGUUCUUCAUCCUGCCCGAGUAUCGCUCUUACGGGCUGGGACGGCGCGCGAUGGGCCUUGUCGAGGAACUAGCCGUCACGGAACCGUAUGGUAGUCCGCGCUGUCGUUUUGUUACGCUCACGGGGCUCAGUAAGCGGUAUGUAUAUGACGAAGGGCCGGAAUGGAGGGGUAUGUGGGCGAGGAUUGGCAUGACGCCGCCGUCGUUCAGUGUUCAGGAGUGGUAUGAGCAGUUGGGGUAUGUCAGUUGGAAGUCGGAGCCGCUGUACGAGGAGAAGGCUUUGAAUGGGGAGGUGAUUAAGCUGUGGGAGGCGUUUAUGAGGAAGGAGAUGGCUGUUAAGAAUAUGGAGUAA